AUGCCUCGGCUAAGCGCCUUGCUUUCAAUAGGCAUCGCUUUCUCCGUGGGAACGCUGCUUGGCAUGUACGUCCAGCUCCCCAACACAGCCAACCACGAUGGGUGGAAUGUACAAGUAGACGUGGAGAGGCGACGCGCCGACGAGAGCCCGUUUUUAAGCCUUAAUGUUCGGGAUCGCCGCGCAAUACGCAAGCCGUCGGCCAUAUUCGAGUCAUCGGAGCAGGCUUUUAGCGAGAGAGUAGACAAUGGACCCAAAGCUAACAUCAUAGAUAAAACACUUGAACGCGAACUAGUCGACAAACAAGAAAAGUUACAAGUGAACAAAUUGACACAGGAGUUUACACGAGAUAGUUCGACGGCGACGCGAGGUAGACAUCGAGCGAAAAGCGAUCCAAAUCGCCACCGUGCCAGUGAUAGGCAACACUACAACGCAAUACAUCGAUCAAAAGAACUAACGACUGCCAUACAUAAUACAACGCAACAAGGUUUACAAAACAUGUCCGUUCAACAAUCACAUGCUUGGAACGGAUCGAAUAUCAUCUCAAAUGGUAUUUUUUGGAAUGCCUAUUUGGAUAACUUCACUCCGAAAGGGUUCUCCCAAAAACAUGUUAAAAACUGGAUGAAUUUCGCGAGGCGAUCCGCCGUGGUUAAAAUGCAGGAAGGAUGCGGUCGUAUGCAGAACAGACUUCUGAGUUUCGCCAACGGAACGCUGACUUGUUGUCGUUACCGACAAAACAUGGACCAGCUGCAGGGGGAGGUGUUCUCCUACUAUUUAUCGCGGAUUUUAGGGAUUUACAAUGUCCCGCCUUCGGUGUUAAGCGUUGUUCGGGGCAGUGACUGGCAGUGGCAAUGGAGACAAGACAAACUUGUUAUCCUCACAGAAUGGGUGGACCACCUAUCACCGGCGUACAUUCCAAAACAAUUUCGGGAAGAGGAUCGAAAAUUGCACCCAUGGAACGAAUUUAUUAUGGACAGCCCGACUCAUAAUUUGGAGAAAAAUGAAAACGAUGGAACUCUUGUGUUCUACGAUAACGAAUCCGGCCUCCUACAUAGUUAUCGUCUACUGGAAAAAUACGCACAUUUUCACGACUCACUGCUAAAUUCGUUAUGUAUAUUCCGGAAAUCCACGUCGGACGCCAUCGCCAGACUUUACCAACAGAAAAGCGUUGGCGAUGAACUGUGGAAUUUAUUCCAGGCGGAGGAGCCGUUAUUCCGGGAACUUCCUAAAUUACCGAAGGGUAACGUAGAAACACUUAACAAACGAAUAGGUGACGUUUACCAACAGAUACAGAGAUGUGAACAAAUAUACACAAAACACUGACUCGUCCCAGGGCUAAGGAAAAACUGUAAAAUUUUACUUAAAAAUCUGUGCAAUCUCCAACAAGUCAAAAUUUAUUUACAAAUAUUUAAUUUUUUUAACAAUAUUGCCGGCAAUCAUAUCAAAAUGACUAUAAAACUUUGAAAGAUGUAUUUAUUUAUUGUUGUUAUUAUUAUUAUUGUUUUAGCUGCAGAACAAAUUAAUAUUCUAGGAUUUGAAAAUACCUAUUAUAAAGUGACGAAACAAAAAUGGAGAAUGUAUUACCCGGCUCCAAAAUUUCACAUAAAUGGUUUGACAUGAAUCUCUCUGUUUGAAUGUGAUAUUUUAGUCACGGUGGGAAAUCAAAUACAAUCGGUCACAUUUAGGUUUUUUACAUCAAUUGUGUGCCGUUUUCAUAACACUGUCAUAUAGGAGAAUAUUAAUCACGUGCUUUCAGUAAUUAUCGGUGCAAAUUUCAAUCAACUCGGUGUAAUUCGUCUCUGCCUCUUGUUGACCUUUUAUUUGGAUAUCAUCAGUUUCCAAGGACAUGUCGAGUUUACGUCAAAGGGCGGUGUGUACAUAAUACGUGUAUUUGCAUUCACCCAAAAAAUAUCACAAAUAAUAAUAUUGGCGAGCUUCAAAGAAGCAUUUAAAUCUGUUUCCCAAAACCAGAGAGAGAGGGAGGUUUGAAUAACCCGGCGGCCAUCUUGGAAAAUAGCUUUUAAAUUAAUUUAACAACAACACCGAUGUGAAAAUCCAUUGUUUCGUUCAACCUUUUUUUUUACUCAUCCACUGUUAAUGUCGCCCACUUUUCACGACAUAGAUUAUUGGCAUGGGUCACAAAUUCGAAUAUUUCAAUGUACAGAACAAAUGUAUACCCGAUAUUAAAAUUAAACCCAGAUACGAACU
Molecule: messenger RNA, 2205 nt
Organism: Saccoglossus kowalevskii
Lineage: Eukaryota; Metazoa; Hemichordata; Enteropneusta; Harrimaniidae
Product: four-jointed box protein 1-like
Biological process (GO): cell-cell signaling
Source: RefSeq, a predicted model, not a curated record